AUGUGUGCCUUGAAAGUGGCCAAUCAGGAAGAUAACGUUGGCAAAAAAGCCGAGCCUACCACUCGAGAAGAUGAUCAUCGCACGUUAUCGGAAAUCGAUCAAUGGCUUUACUUAUUCGCGGCGGAAGACGACCACCUCCUCCACCGUCAUAACAACCUCACGCCUCCGCCGUCGUCGUCUCUUAUGUCGAGUUUUAGCAGAGAGAUGGAGAUGUCUGCAAUUGUCUCUGCUUUGACUCAUGUCGUCGCCGGAAAUGUUCCUCCUCAUCAAUUCGUUGGCGGUGAUGCUAGCGGUGGCGGUGGAGAAGGGACUUCGAAUUCCUCUUCUUCCUCCGGUCAGAAAAGGAAGAGAGAGGUUGAAGAAGGUGGCGGUGGCCAACCCGUCAAGGCUGCUAAUACUUUGACGGUUGAUCAAUACUUCUCCGGCGGAAGUUCUAGUUCCAAAGUGAGGGAAGCUUCGAGCAACAUGUCAGGUUCAGGCCCAACAUAUGAAUACACGACCACAACAAAUGCUAAUACCGAAACGUCGUCGUCUAGUGGGGACCAACCUCGGAGAAGAUACAGAGGAGUGAGACAAAGACCGUGGGGAAAAUGGGCGGCUGAGAUUAGAGAUCCGUUCAAAGCGGCUAGAGUUUGGCUCGGUACUUUCGACAACGCUGAAUCAGCUGCACGAGCUUACGACGAAGCUGCACUUCGGUUUAGAGGCAACAAAGCCAAACUCAACUUCCCUGAGAACGUUAAACUCGUUCGACCCGCUUCAACCGCUGCAGCACAAUCUGUGCCGCAACCCGCUGUUCAGAGACCGACCCAGUUAAGGAACUCGGGUUCCACAAGUACCCUUUUGCCCAUAAGACCUGCUUCGGAGCAAAUCGUUCAUUCUCAGCCGUUGGUGCAAUCCUACAACUUGAAUUACUCAGAGAUGAUGGCUCGUCAACAGCAACAGUUUCAGCAACAUCAUCAACAACAAUCUAUGGGUUUAUAUGAUCAAAUGUCGUUUCCGUUGCGUUUUGGCCACACGGGAGGUUCGACAAUGCAAUCCACUUCAUCAUCGUCGUCUCAUUCUCUUCCUAUGUUUUCUCCGGCAGCGGUUCAGCCUCUGCCGGAAUCGGCAAACGAAACUGGUUAUCUCCAGGAUCUACAAUGGUCACCAGACAAGACAAGUAAUAACAGUCCAUCAUCCUGA
Messenger RNA from Thlaspi arvense, 1182 nucleotides. The record is from the annotation of a GenBank genome assembly. NCBI's taxonomy places the organism in Eukaryota, Viridiplantae, Streptophyta, Magnoliopsida, Brassicales, Brassicaceae.